AUGUCUUUCACCUCUGCACAAAAGGGAAAGGCCCGCGCCUCUUCUACACCUAGCUCCUCGUCAGCUUCGUCCUCUUCGGAUAGCGACUCCGACGUGACCUCGAGCUCAUCAGAAAGCGAGAGUGAGAGCGAGUUGGAAGACCCGAAUAAAUACCUCGAACUCGCACGCGAGAAUAUACGGGCCAAGGCUGCAGCCGGGAAGGACGAUACCUUUGUUUCAUUGGCGGAAAUUGACGACGAGGAAGACGUGAUUGCGUUAGGAGAUCCUGAGGAUGUACUACAAAAACUGCCGCCUCUUGACCCUGGUGAACUCCCUGACUCUUACUUCGCGCCUGGACCCAGCAAACGAAAAGAUGCACGGCAAGCACGCGACCUCGAUGCUGCACGUACAAUAUCCGCGGCGGAGAAGCUGCAGCUCGGCGCACCGGCACCGCCCGUCCCUUCCAAGCCAUCAGGGAAAGAUGGGAAACCAUUAACCAAACGGGAGAAGAAAGAGAUGCGCGAGAAAACUGCGGGCAAAGACUGGUUCGACCUCCCUGCACCGCGGGCGGUAGAUUUGCCACGGCUCUACCGUGAAGUCGAGGCGCUGAGGAUGCGCAAUCAACUAGACCCGAAGCGGUUCUAUAGGAAAGAUGAAGGCGAAGGGAAGGGUAUCAAGGGCUUGCCGAAACACUUCGCCAUUGGCCAAAUCAUUCCUACCUCAACUCCGUUUGGUGGUAACGCUGCCACCGACCUUCCGCGCGCAGAACGCAAGCGGACGCUGGUGGACGAGCUCGUCGAUGAUGCGGAAACGGCGCGGUACGCAAAACGCAAGUUCCUUGACUUACAAGGACAGAGGGCGCGGAAUGGCCGGGGAACAUUACAUGAGCGGAAUAAGAAGCGGAAACCGAAGUGGUAG
Messenger RNA from Peniophora sp. CBMAI 1063, 897 nucleotides. The record is from the annotation of a GenBank genome assembly. NCBI's taxonomy places the organism in Eukaryota, Fungi, Basidiomycota, Agaricomycetes, Russulales, Peniophoraceae.